This is a messenger RNA of Pieris napi, 1745 nucleotides long. It is a transcript of the gene Rab30, whose product is annotated as ras-related protein Rab-30. Gene Ontology annotation, cellular component: trans-Golgi network. The transcript has 4 exons. Lineage: Eukaryota; Metazoa; Arthropoda; Insecta; Lepidoptera; Pieridae. Gene Ontology annotation, molecular function: GTPase activity; GTP binding. The coding region runs from base 334 to 942 and encodes 202 amino acids. The record is from RefSeq and is a predicted model, not a curated record.
CUGUGGAUAUAGUUUGAAGUAUUUUUGCUAUGUUAUGUAAAUUAUUGAAAACAUUAAACAUCAGCUAAAGAAACCUUAUAUUAAAUUAGUUAUUAGGUGCUUUUAUCUUGCUAAUUAGUAAAUUUUGAUUUAGUAGUUAAUCUUAUCUUGAUUUGAAAAUUUGAACGAAUCAUAACGUCGGCGGUACUGUGUAUCAUCUCGUACGUAUUGUGAACUCACUAAAGCGGAACAGUGAACGGCGAAAAUAAUCUUUAUAUAUUAUUCGUUAGCAUUAAGCUCUUUCCUCGAUUUCUUUCAUUAAAAUCUAAAGCAAAUGUGAUUUAGUACAGUACUAUGGAGGACUAUAAAUUCUUGUUUAAAGUCGUGCUAGUCGGUAACGCAGGUGUUGGAAAAACUUGUUUAGUAAGGAGAUUUACGCAAGGAUUAUUUCCACCGGGUCAAGGUGCUACUAUUGGAGUAGAUUUCAUGAUCAAGACGGUGGAGGUUGAUGGCGAAAAAGUGAAGCUACAAAUAUGGGACACAGCUGGCCAAGAAAGAUUUCGGUCAAUAACACAGAGUUACUACAGGUCGGCACAUGCUUUGAUUUUAGUAUAUGACAUAUCUUGCCAGCCUACAUUUGACUGUUUACCAGAUUGGCUCAGAGAAAUUGAAGAGUAUGCUAACAACAAAGUUUUGAGAAUAUUAGUGGGUAACAAAACUGACAGAGAAGAUAGGGAAAUUCCAAGACACAUUGGUGAUGACUUUGCACAACGUAAUGGGAUGUAUUUUCUUGAAACCUCAGCUAAGGAAGCCGAAAAUGUUGAGCGUUUAUUUAUGGAAAUUGCUGUGGAAUUGAUGGAACAAGCAAAAUGCAAGGAAUUGCCAAAGUACGAUGGAAGUCUGGGACCUAUCAACGGUAAGACAUCAUCGGUAGGUGACAGUUCAUGCUGUUCCAGAUCGUAAAUAAUACUCCCGAGAGUCAGCCAAGUAUUCAGAAGGUCCUGUUCUAAGAUGAAUUAGGAAUGCGUAUAUCACAACAAUUUCUAUGGGUUAAAUAAUGUUGCAAUAUUUCUAAAGAACAGUCACGGCAAUAUUAAAGUAAAAUUUUAAAGUAAAAAAAAAUUUGUUUUGAUACAUUCCAUUUUGUUAUUUAUUAUAGUUAAAUUUUAUGAAAUACUGAAACGUUUUGUGAUGUUUAGGUAAUUUUAACCAUAAGUAUGCAUUUUUCAUACAAUUAGUAUAAUUAUUACAAAACUCCAUUAAUCACAAACUCACAAAAGCAAUGCAUAUCGAGGACGACGGGACUCAGUCGUUCUCACCAGUGCUAGGUAAGGUGUAAUAUGUCUAAUUGUCUAAGUAGUUAAAGAACUUAUAUUCUGUAAGGAGACUCCUGGAGUUUUGUUAAUAUUGUUUUCACUUUAACGACUGUGUUAGUUGAAUUUACCUAAAUUGUUGAUGUAUAUUUCAUAUUCUCGGCGUCUGCGAGCGUGUAGGGCUGCGUGAAUAAAGAUAUUGCGUGAAGCCUUAAGUGGGGUUUACACGGGUGACUACAGCCGCACUGUCUAAAUGACAAUUCGGCUAGGUCGCAAGUGACUAAAGUCGCAAGCGCCAAAGUUGGGUAGCAUCCGACUUUUGCGGUGCGGCGUACCGGCCGCAUGCGACUGGUGACUAAAGUCGACCGUGUAAACGAUCAGUUGCAGGCGAUCGCCUGCCGUUUUCCGCGCACCUUGUUCUACGUACAAAUCGUUAACCAUGAAUAAAAAUAA